UGUCAUUUCUUGAAAUCUCUCUUCUGAUUCAAAAUCGCAGUGUAACGUGUAUCGUUCUUUUUCAAUCCCAAAAAUGCUUCUUAACAUAGCUUUCCUUCACUUGAUAAUACUAAUAUGCGGCCUAUUUUCAGUUUCGUCGUUACAAUUCACAUCAAAAUCCAUCGCUAAUGCUACUAUGGUAGCCAAACCUGGUUGUGAUAUCAAAUGUGGGAGCUUAACUGUUCCAUUUCCUUUUGGUAUUGGUAACGGAACAGGCUGCUCGAUUGAUCCUUCAUUCGAUAUCACCUGUAAUGUUUCGUUUAAUCCUCCAAAGGCCUUUCUUUCUGGCAAAAAUCUCGAAGUGAUUGAUAUACUAGAUGAUCACAUACUUGUCAAGAACAAUGUUGGGAGUAGGUGUUUCGAUAAAACAGGGACGUUGAUCAAUGCUGACUCGAUAAAACUUAGCUUGGAAUCGACGUCUUUCUCCUUCUCUGAUCUAAACAGCUUGAUGGUAGUAGGCUGCGAUGACUUGGCUCUCAUUUUUGGCUAUAAAGGGAGAAACUUUACCAGUGGAUGCAUUUCUCUCUGUGCGAAAAAAGAGGACAUAAUUGAUGGAUAUUGCUCGGGAAUGGGAUGUUGCCAGACUUCAAUUCCAAAGGGUUUGAAGAGUUUUGUGGGUUCACUUGGGAGUUUGUAUAACCACACAAAUGUGUCCUCUUUUAACCCUUGUGGCUACGCAUUUCUUGGUGAGCCUGAUAAGUUCAUUUUCAAUAGCUCGGAUUUGUCCAAUUCAAGUUUCGUGAACAAGGUUAUAGAGGAAGUCCCUGUGGUGAUUGAUUGGGUUAUUGGAAAUGGUAGUUGCACUGAGGCUAAGAAAUCAGCUGAAUAUGCUUGUGGAGGAAAUAGUGUUUGUGUGGAUUCUAAGACAGGCCUCGGAGGUUAUCGCUGCAACUGCAGUCAGGGAUACCAGGGUAACCCUUAUAUCAGUCCAGGUUGCACAGAUAUAAAUGAAUGUGAGAACGAGAAUCCUUGUGAUGGAAUAUGCAAUAACUUCCCUGGGGGGUACACCUGCACUUGUCCACAUGGUCAGAUUGGUGAUGGCAAAAAGAACGGCCACGGUUGUAUCCCUCGGAACUCUAAGUCACCCAUCCUUCAACUCUCACUCGGUUUGUGCUUUGGCUUUCUGGCUUUGGUCAUCAGUGCAACUUGGAUAUACUUAUGCAUCAAAAGAAGACAACUCCUAAGACUCAGGGAAAGGUUUUUUCAGAAAAAUGGUGGUUUGAUGCUCACGCAGAAACUUCGAUCAAAUGAGGGUGGUAUGGAGUCUGCAGCUAAAAUAUUUACAGCAACAGAACUCGAGAAAUCCACCAACAACUAUGCUGAGGAUCGUAUCCUAGGCCGAGGUGGUUAUGGUACUGUUUACAAAGGCAUCCUUCCUGACAAACGUGUAGUUGCAAUUAAAAAGUCGAGAACAAUGGACGUGAGCCAAAUAGAAUUGUUCAUCAAUGAAGUGAUCAUUCUUUCGGAAGUCAAUCAUCGAAAUGUGGUGAAACUCUUAGGGUGUUGUUUGGAGUCUGAAGUGCCUCUACUAGUCUAUGAAUUCAUCUCCAAAGGUACCCUUUAUAACCAUAUUCACGACGGUGGAGAUCAAACACGUUUGUUUUCUUGGGAAAAUCGAUUGAGGAUAGCGUCUGAAGCUGCUGGUGCUCUCGCGUAUCUUCAUUCUGCAGCUUCUACACCUGUAAUUCAUCGAGAUGUGAAGUCUACAAAUAUACUACUCGAUGAGAAUUACACAGCUAAAAUAUCAGAUUUCGGGGCUUCUAGAUUAGUGUCAUUGGAUCAAACUCAAGUGACUACAUUGGUUCAAGGAACUUUAGGUUACUUGGAUCCUGAGUACUUCCAUACUAGUCAAUUGACAGAAAAGAGCGAUGUUUAUAGCUUUGGAGUAGUGCUUGCAGAGCUCUUAACAGGGCGAAUGCCCCUAGAUACUACAGCAUCUGAGCACGAGAGAAAUCUAGCUGCAUUUUUCGUCAAGUCUAUUAAGGAAAAUCGAUUGUUUCAAGUACUCGAGACACAUGUGCUACGAGAAGGAAGUUUCGAGCAAUGCCAAGGUGUUGCUGAGCUCGCAAAGAGAUGCCUAAGGCUAACGGGUGAAGAAAGGCCUACGAUGAAAGAAGUUGCCAUGGAGUUAGAAGGAUUAAGGAAGUUCACCAAACAUCCAUGGUCUAAAACUGAACAAUGUCAAGAAGAGGAGACUCUUGGAUUAAUAACAGGACAAGCAUCAGACCUUUACGCGAUCAAUAUGACCACGAACUUCAUGGCUAACGGAGAAUUCUCCGGACAACAAAGCUUGGAUAGUCGGAUGAUGUUACAUAUUCAUAGCCCCCGGUGAUCGAUAACUUGUGUAAAGCCUGCAUUGUGUCUGAACUUGUAUGUUGCAGAAUGUAGUGUUUCCCUUUGUACUCUGCUGUUGUUGUUGUUUGUCUGUUAACCAAGUUUGGCAAAAUUAACUCAUGAAAAUAUGACCCGUUAAAACUGUCCAAGUUUAGCUUGGUCGUAGAUCUGUUUAUUUAUUAUCUCAACUCAUUUCAGCCCAUUAAAAACUGAGCUAAAAUGUUGCAUAAUGUAGUUCUCCUUUGUA
Messenger RNA from Solanum dulcamara, 2620 nucleotides. Its product is annotated as wall-associated receptor kinase 2-like. Gene Ontology annotation, biological process: protein phosphorylation; cell surface receptor signaling pathway. The record is from RefSeq and is a predicted model, not a curated record. Gene Ontology annotation, cellular component: plasma membrane. The transcript has 3 exons. The coding region runs from base 74 to 2371 and encodes 765 amino acids. Gene Ontology annotation, molecular function: protein serine/threonine kinase activity; ATP binding; calcium ion binding. NCBI's taxonomy places the organism in Eukaryota, Viridiplantae, Streptophyta, Magnoliopsida, Solanales, Solanaceae.